Pogona vitticeps (central bearded dragon) is the source of this 5067-nucleotide messenger RNA. NCBI's taxonomy places the organism in Eukaryota, Metazoa, Chordata, Lepidosauria, Squamata, Agamidae. The record is from RefSeq and is a predicted model, not a curated record.
UUGGACUAAAGCCCCCAGAAUUCUGAGUGGGGAACUUCCGGCAGACUUUUGGGUGUUAAAAAAUAAAAAUGACAGCCUGAUCCCAGGUUGUGACAGUUUCCCUCACCUUUGAAAUUUUAUAUACCUUACCCAGAAAUCCAUACAAAUGGGAAAAUGCACGUGCAUAAUUUCUGAAGGCACACAGAAGCCUGUGAAAUAGUAUAUCAUCACUUAAACAUUGAUUUGACUAACCUACCCUUGUACGGUUUCAGCACUGCUAGGGGACUAGUUCAAACAGAAUUCUCUGUUCCUUGCAAUGUUAGUUUAAAGGAUCCUAGAGCUGCUUGUGAAGAUGUGCAUGAUUUUGGUAUGGCGCUGUGUUGUGGUGGUCUCAUCCACGGAGUGAUGUCACAGUAGUACAACUACCAGCUUUGAAGGCUAGAAGGAAGGGACAUUCGACAGCAGUUGCAUCCACCACCCUGGCCACAAAAGCCUAUUACAUAAUUUGUUAGUUUUGGAGGUGCCACGAGACCCUUAAUUGCUUUUGCUACCAUAAACUCACACAGGUAACCCCCAAAACCUGUGAGAGUACAGGACAAAGAUGUUGUCAAGGCCCAAGCCAGGGGAGUCAGAAGCAGAUUUGCUGAGGUUCCAAAAUCAGUUCCUGGCAGCAAAAUCUUCACCAGCAGUGAAAAUUGUAAAGAAAGCAGAUAAGAGGAGAGGGGAUAUUGGGAGUGGAGAAGAUGAGAGACCGCCACUGCAGUGCGACAGGGAUGUGGUGACAUUGGAUGGAUUUCCUGAUGUGCCCCCAUCUUUAACACCAGCUCCUCCAAAGAAAUCCAAAUUCAAAAGGGCCCAUGUCCAUUUUGAUGAUGACCCAGGGCAGCUGUUAGAUCAAGCUGAUCAACACAUCACAGCAGUCUUCAACAAAAUCAUUGAACAUGACACAAGCACUGCUAGUGUGACCAUGCCAGUGUUUACAGGAGAUCCAUUUCCCAGAGUUUUUCACAGGUCGGAAAUAAAAACAGAGGCAAAAUUGGCACCUGGAGGGAAGAGUAUCUUUGCCCAGAAAAUAGCUGCUAAGAGAGCAGUCGAAGGGCCUCAGACCUCCGCUGCCGCUGUCAAUAAAGCUGAACAGACAAGUCUUGAAGAUAAGUCUGUGGAGAAUGUACACUGCCAGUGGUCUCAUAUUGUCACCGGGGAGGGUCUUGGAAGCCUCGUUGGUGAGCAAGAAGCCCAGAACAUCCACAAGGAGAACAUAGAGAGGUUGCAGUCUAUGUCGAAAGAAGAAAUCUUAGAGGAGCGGAAGCGACUCCUGGCUCAGCUAGAUCCCAGUUUACUUGCCUUCCUAAAGUCUCGACAUGGUGUUAAUGCAAAAAAGGAAGGAGAAGAACAAAUGGAACAUGACAGGCCAAGAAAGCUUAUGCAACCAGAAACAGGGCCUCUGCCCCAGCAAGAGGGAGAAGACAUGCCAAAAGCUGCUUUCUUACAGGAGUCAGACACAGAAGGGGAGCCAGGCAUGGAAGACUCUUCAAGGACUGAUGCUUGUCAAAGGAUGGAUGUCACAGAUGCUGACCUUCCUGUGAAGCCUCAGAAAGAAUGGCUUCACAUGGGCAAUGUAGAAUUUGAGAAGCUGGAGUGGAUGAAGGAUUUACCUCAGCUUCGACAGAGAAAAACCAAAAAGGGAAUGCAAGCACGCUUUAGUCUGAAGGGGGAACUAAUUCCACCAGAGAAAGACUUGCCUACACAUUUGGGCUUACACCACCAUGGAGAAGAAGCAGAGAGGGCUGGCUACUCACUCCAGGAGCUCUUCCACUUGUCUCGCAGCAAGGUGAUUCAGCAAAGGACUCUGGCUUUACAGGUGCUGGGCCAUGUAGUCCAGAAGGCCAAGGCAGGGGAGUUUGCCAGCUUGCUGAAAGAAAGUGUCCUGCGAGUGCUGCUUGAUGCUGGUUUCCUCUUCUUGCUGCGUUUCUCCAUGGAUGAUCCAGUGGAGAAUGUCAUUGCAGCCACCAUCCAUGCCCUCCAUGCUCUUUUGGUCUCUCCCAAUGAUGAGGAAUAUCUUGACAAGACCUUCUCAUGGUAUCAGGGUAUGAGGUUUUACCCUUUUACUCCAACCAGUAAGGAAGAAGAUGAGGAGGAAGAGGAAGAAGGUGAACAAACUGUAGAAAAAACACUGGAGAGGAAAUCAACAGACGAAAACAAACCAGAUUCAGAAGUGGCUCGGUAUGAUGUUGUGAAGGGACUUCUAAAGACCAGGAUUCUUCAUCGCCUGAGAUACAUUCUGGAAGUGAUGCGACCUGUGCCCUUGGUAGUUGUGGAGAUUUUAGAGAUCCUCACUCGCAUCGCAAGGCACUCCUCUGAAGCAUGCAGUCAGGUCUUGGGUUGCCCUCGUCUGAUUGAGACUGUCAUCAGAGAAUUCCUUCCCACCCAAUGGAGUCCAACAGUGGCGGAGCCUGGGCAGUUUCUUACAAGCCUCCAUGGAGUUCCAUGUGCCCCUGCCAUGAAACUAAUUAGAAUCUUGGCAUCCGGAGGGCGAAAUGCAGCUGCCAGGCUGCUUAAUAAGUUUGAAAUGAAGAGUCGACUGAGUCGUUUUAUUGCUGAAGAUCCCAAAGAUCUUCCUCUGGGGAUUGAGGAAGCCAUAAGGAUAAACACAGAGGCAUUCCGCUUGUGGGCUAUCACUGCUGGCUACGGUCAAGCCUGUGAUCUCUAUGUGGAUCUCUAUCCUAUGCUGAUGAAGAUGGUUCCGUCUCUGACUCGGCUGUCCAGUGAUUUUCAAGCAAAUAAGUCUACAUUUGAGCUUUGUAUCCAGCAAGCUGCAGCAGUGGUGACUCUGCUCACCCAAGUGACACAAACUGCGGGCUGCAGAGCAGAACUGCAGGCUCAAUUGAUCAGAAAUGAGCCAGAAGGCAGUGAUCAAAUUCCACUUCCACCAGUCACCUGGAGUCAGGUGUCAGGUUUCAGACCCAUAAUUGACUCUAUUUUGAAGCAGUGCCUUAAGCAGAUAUCUCACUUCGAUACCUGGCAAGAACUGCAGCCUCUCACUACAGCCUGUGUCAUCUAUCUGGAGGUGUAUUACAGUAAUUGCAGUCAACAGCCAUCAGUUAACCCUGUUGACUGUCUGGAAGAACUGGAACAUCUGACCUCAACUACGCUGUUGCCUCUCCUUAACCAGCCAGCUAUGCAAGUCCUCUGGGAAAUGCUCAGGCCAUGCUCUGCUCUGUGCAAUCCUUUCUCCUGUUCUCCAGCACCAGAAUCUCUCCCCAACCUUGUUUCUCUGAGUUGCACUGGAAGGAAGCCUCCAAUGAGUUUAGCAGGCUCUAAAUCACCUUUUCCUUUCCUAACUGCCUUCCUCGCCCUCAUCAACAGCAUCAUUCAUCUCCACAAAGGGCUGGUUGGUGAGUAUGUUUCUAUAAUGGAUGUGAAAAGUCUGAAAGAUUAUCUGAUCCAAAGCUGGACUACUGGGCCACCUUUUCUAGCCUCUUCCUCUGCCUGGCUUUUGCGCCAUGAAUACCACUUUCAAUAUUUUGUCCUCGCAGUCGCUCAGAAAAUGGCAGAUACUUGUCCGGAUUACAACCAGCAUGCUUCACUCCAUCACUUUGUUGCCAUGGCGCUGUUAAGUCGUUUGUUGCCAGGCAGCGAGCACCUGGCUCACGAACUCCUAUUGGGCCUCGUUUUUAAUCCAAAACUGAUUCCAGAAGGCAAAGAAGGAGGCCCAGAAGCUGCUGACUUCUCAGACCUUCUGCAGUUGGACUCGAAGGCAAAGCCAGGCUCAGCUGCUGCCAUGCCCUCCUUCCCUACUCGUGGUGCCUUACUGAAAGAAGCAUACCAGCAUCUCCCACUUAUCCAGGCCUGUUACCUUUCUCAUUUUGCUUACCUGGAACCUGCUCUUCAUCGCUCCACGCAUGUUUACCAAGGACGAACUCACCUUGUGCAAUCUAUGCUGCUCCCUGAGGUCAGAGGACCUGUUCUUCCUUCUGACUGGCCAUUCCUUCCUCUGAUCAGCCUCUAUAACAAAGUGACAGGAUCAGAACCCCUGUGGGCUGUGCUGCCUUCUCUUCCCGUGGACCUAGUGAAUGUUGUGACUCGGAACCUGCAGUGGGUCCUCCUGUUGGAGACCUGGAGAGCCAAAGUCCUUCAAGGCAUCUCAGCAGCAGCCAAAUUCGCAAGACUGAUGUGUGUCUUCCUCACAGGCAGUGACUUGUUCCUGGAAGGCCCUGUCCACUGCUACGCGGCUGCUCUCCUCUCCCUGUACUGCCAUCCUAGAGUGCAGGACUCCUUGAACUUAGAUGCUCCUCUCCCUGGCUUAGCCUCUUUUCACGACCUUUACAUCAACCUCCUUGAACAAUUUGAAGGAGUUUCCUUUGGUGACCCUCUCUUUGGUAUCUUUGUGCUUCUUCCUCUUCAGAGGCGUUUCAGCGUUCAGCUAAGGAUGGCAGUCUUUGGGGAACAUGUGAGCACCUUGAGAGCACUUGGAGUCCCGCUCCAGCAGUUCCCUUUGCCUUUGGAGCAAUACCUUUCCCCUCCUGAGGACAAUAUCAACCUCCUACAGCAGUACUUCCAGGCCCUGGUGACAGGGGCCUUGCGUCAAAAUUGGUGCCCAGUACUUUAUGUGGUUGCUGUGGCCCAUGUUAACAGCUUCAUUUUCUCUCAGGACAGCACCACAGAGGAGGCUGAUGCUGCCCGAAAAACCAUGCUGAAGAAGACCUGGUUCUUGGCAGAUGAGGCACUGAAGAGACAUCUACUCUAUUACAAAUUGCCUAACAAAGAUAGCCCAGUGGGGUUUGACCUUUACAAGGAGCUUCCUGUCAUUCGACUGAAAUACCUGCAUGCUGUGACUAAGAAGGAACACACGAGGGAGACCUUGGUGCCAGACUCGUAGAGAAGAAUCUCAGCAGCGGGAGAGAUGGCACCUGGGAGAUGGCAUAAAGGCUCAGUGAACUCCGCGAUGUCUCUUGUGAACCCAAUGCUCAUGGUCUGCGUAGUCAGCCUGGGGCUCCCUUAGCCCUGGUAGGGUAUCAGACUGUCUUUCUGCUUCUAAGCAACGUUUUUAAAAAAAAAUAAAGAAUGGAGGAAAGGGGAAGGAGAAGG